Messenger RNA from Amphimedon queenslandica, 672 nucleotides. RefSeq lists its product as uncharacterized. The record is from RefSeq and is a predicted model, not a curated record. The coding region runs from base 1 to 672 and encodes 223 amino acids. The transcript has a single exon. NCBI's taxonomy places the organism in Eukaryota, Metazoa, Porifera, Demospongiae, Haplosclerida, Niphatidae.
AUGGAUCACUUCAGUGACCUACUGGUUAAGCUUUGUCCUGAUUCUAAAAUUGCUGCUGAUGUAAAAUGUAAAAGGACAAAAACGAAAUGCAUCAUAAAAAAUGUAUUAGCUCCGCAUUUUCAUAGUAAGCUAGUUGAUAGCUUAAAGAGGAAUACCUUUUCAUUAAUAAUAGAUGAAACAACAGAUGUGUCGACAAAAAAAGAGCUAGCUUUAGUGACAAGACAGUACAGUCCAGAGUUGAAGAAUGUUUCAUGCUCCUUAUAUGAAUUGAUCCAGUUAGAUGCAGGAAAUGCUGAGGCCAUUUUUCAGUCAAUAUGCAAAGUUUUAGAAAGAGAUAACAUACCCUUAAGCAACAUCAUAGGGUUUGCUGCCGACACUAUAGAUGUAAUGUUCGGACCACACAAUAGUGUUGUUUCUCGUUUAAAGCAAAAGGUUCCAAAUGUUUUUGUUUUCCAAUGCAUUUGUCACAGUGCACAUUUGUGUGCUUCACAUGCCUGUGAGAAACUCCCUCAAACAGCAGAGGAGCUUAUUCACGAUACAUAUAAUUACUUCUGUCAUAGUGCCAAACGCCAGGCUGAAUUUGAAAAGUUUCAAGCUUUUGCAGAAGUGGAACCACAUUGCAUUUUAAAACGCUGCCAAACUCAUUGGUUGUCUUUGCAUUCGUGUGUCUAG